Molecule: messenger RNA, 3605 nt
Organism: Diaporthe batatas
Lineage: Eukaryota; Fungi; Ascomycota; Sordariomycetes; Diaporthales; Diaporthaceae
Exons: 2
Coding region: 690-3200 (836 amino acids)
Biological process (GO): lipid metabolic process; phosphatidylinositol-mediated signaling
Molecular function (GO): phosphatidylinositol-4,5-bisphosphate phospholipase C activity
Source: RefSeq, a predicted model, not a curated record
UGACAAACCGUCUGUGCCUUUAUACAUUUCUUUCGUUCUUCAACCUUCCUCCAUAUUAUGUUAUGACUGCUCUCGGUCAACCUUGUGGGGACUUUUUAUACGGUGACGCCACGCACGACAACAACCUGCCAUGUCCAACGCGGCCAAGUUCCCCAGCCUGGCACCCAAGUAGGAGCGAGACCCGCCUAACCAACACGGGGUUGCAGCUGCCAGCUGCAGCCUGGUCCCCAUAAAUUCUGCACGCCUCGCAGAUCUGGCAUAUCUCGCAGCCCCCGGUCUUUCCGCCCGUCCCCUGAACAGGCAAGGCCGGAUAGACGCCAUCGCAAAUACGGACCACCCAUCAUAUCAUUUUGCCCAUGGGUUGCCUCGUAAGUUCUCCGGCCUACAGCAGAGGCAGAAGAAGAAAACAAACAAGAGCAAAGAGCUCCCUCGCCCCCCUGUGUGGAGAGGUCCUGUGCAUACCUUACUUUUCGCGCGCACCGUCGACAGCAAUAAUCAUCCCGUAAAUCCCGUCCUGCCAGUCCAAUUUGCCCUUACCCGAGUCAACCCCUUACGAUAGUCGUGUGUCUGCGACGAGAGGAAGAAGGAAAGGAAAAAAAAAACAGAGAGAGAGAGAGAGCUGGACUAACAGCACCUGCCCUUUUCCCCACGAGCAGGGAGCCCGAAAGCGCGCUCAAACCCACCCGGCGAUGUGGCCGUAUAGGGGGGCCAGAGCUACCGCUAGAAUUGAAGACGGAACCGCGGCAAGAAUAGGAGGGCCGACGCCGAGCCCAAGGUUCGGUGCGCACACGGCAUGGAAGCAUUUUUUCCAGAUGGUUGCGCUGGGCGGCGGGCCCAACCCUCAUCAGCAACAAAUCCGCGGCCAACACCAACAUAGCAAGUCGGAGCAGCUCAAGACGGACUUUGACUACGAGACGACCACGGCCACCUUUAGCGACGACUUAAGCGAGGCGACCUCUCCGAUCGACACCCUACGAGCCGCCCCCUUCUCGCUCAAUUACCACCCGGACCUUCCCCUGCUCAAAGAAUCGACGCAUAGGCAUAUCGAGCGGAUAUUCACCUCCCUUCGAGGCCGCGAAGGAGACUACAUAACCCGGGAAAGGCUGGAGGAGUUCCUUUCUGAGUCGCAGGGUGGCCUCGUCCGGCCCCUUGACAAGGAGAAAUACAGCCUGGGCGACUUCGUAUACGUAUGGCUGCAUGACUAUAGCGUCGCCCUUAAGCCAGCCGUGAAGAAGGACCUUUCGAAGCCCAUUACGAAUUACUUCAUCAGCAGCAGCCACAACACAUAUAUCGGACUGGGCAACCAACUCAGCGGCGAGGUCUCUGCGGAUGCGUACCGGACCGUUCUGGAGGGUGACUGCCGGUGCGUGGAAAUCGAUGUCUGGAACGGUGAGGGAUACACAGAGAGGCCUAGGACGCCGACCCCCAGCAGGUCGAAAUCACCGAGGCGCGAUGUGCACAAGCACAAGAGAAACGCUUCCACGCUUUCAACGAGCUCCAUCCACUCGCUCCCGGCGGCAGCUCAGUCAUUCGCAGACAAGAUCGACCAGAAGUGGCACGAGCUCUCAUCGAGGAGGCAUGACCGUAAGGAAAGCUCCAAAGUGAGCCUCGCCAGCGCCAGCCUGAGUUCACUGCACCUGGCGCUACCUGCAGCGAGCCACAGCUCGACAUCUCUCGACCCGAACGACCUGCUAGACCCCAACGACCUUGGCCCACCGCUGCGCCACGUGCGCUCAGCCGAGGGCCUGAGGCUGAAGGCUCAAGAGUCCUCCAGGUCCCGGUCGAGGUCCCGGUCGAGGGAGCCGCGUGGUCGCAAGAUAGAACCAGAGGUGACGCACGCGCAUACCGUCCAGGGGCUGGGCGAUGUCGGCCUCGCAAAGCGGAUCCCCUUGCGCGAGGUCUGCCGGGUGAUCAAGGAGUCAGCGUUCAAGACAAACAAACUGCCCCUCGUGAUCAGCCUGGAGGUUCACGCCACGGGCGAGCAGCAGGACAUGAUAGUCGACAUAAUGAAAGAAGAGUGGGGCGACCAUCUUCUGGCUGAGCCGCUUGAAGGGUGUGACCCAAAUGCGCGGCAGCCGAGGCUCGAGGAGCUCAUUGAGAAGAUCCUCGUGAAGGUCAAGAAAGCAGCCCCAAAGGGCUACACAAUGCAGAAAGGGAGCAGUCAGCUCACAGUGCCCACGAGCACGUUUCACGAGGAGGAUGGCUCAGCAUCCGAAGAUGAGAGACUCUCAGUGGCGGGAGAAAUCAGGACAGAGACCGGUGAGCUCGCCCAGGUCGUGAAGGCGUCCAAAUCGCUCAUCCGCGAGACGCUCGGAAAGCUGGCCAUCUACACACACAGCGAACACUACAAGGACUUCUCCGCGCCGGCGGCCAAGUCGCUCUCACACAUAUUUUCCAUCGACGAGUACAAAAUCCUGAAGCUUCACCAGAGCAAGCACCGCGAGAUGUUCAUACACAACCGGGACUACUUCAUGCGCGCGUAUCCGCACUCGACCCGCGUCAGCUCGACCAACCUUGACCCCUCGAUCUACUGGCGCAAGGGGAUCCAGAUGGUGGCCUUGAACUGGCAGCGGGCGCAUGUCGACGAGGCGAUCAUGCUCAACAGCGCCAUGUUCGAGUCCGAGCAGGGCUGGGUGCUCAAGCCCCAGGGUUAUCUGAGCGGCGACGAGACGACGUCGCAGGCCGAGGCCGGGAAACGGCGGGCGCUGAUGCUCAGCAUCAAAAUCCUCGCAGGGCAGCUCCUGCCACUACCCGGGGAGCCGGGCGACACCGACAGCAAUGCCAGCACUGUGUCGAGCGUCAGCACGUCUGACAGCACCGCCUUCCAGCCACUGGUCAAGUGCGAGCUGCACGUCGAAACGCCCGAGGAGCUCACCGAGAAAAAGGCCAUCAAGAGCGGCUACGUCCAGGAUGGCCAGUACAAGUUGCAGACCAAGAGCAGAGAGACAGAGAACCCCGACUGGGGCAUGGGCCAAGAGCUCAAGUUCCCGCGGAUAGACGAGGUCGUGGAAGAACUCAGCUUCGUAAGGUUUAAGAUCGAGGACGAGGGCCUUGUUAAAGACAGGUUAGCCGCAUGGGCCUGCAUCAGACUUGAUCGAUUGCAACCAGGGUAUCGAUUCAUUGACUUGAAGGAUGCACAUGGCAGGCCCAGUGCUGGGAAACUGUUAGUGAACAUCGACAAGAAGUUCCGAGGAGCCUGAGGCUGAAGGCGAAUACGCCUGGCCUUUAUAAUCGCUACCGGCGUGUAACGGUCGCUGUCAGACCUCGUCAUUUCUCCACCCACCACCUAUUCUAGCAGUGGGCAUUGGGCAGUGGGCUAGGAGAAGGUGACCGUGUUUUAUCUGGCGGCGUUAUUCUAGCUUGGAACCAAAGUUUUACUUUUUGUUUGAUCCCAGGAGCCUUUGGCUACGGCUGUGGCCCUGCUGAGUGGUUCUUUUGGGGGGUUCAAGGAGGCACUGGAGCCAGGAAGUCCUUCGCAAUGUUACGGCGCUGCUUUGCUAUAGAAGCUGACUCCGCAGUAGGGAGAAGAUCGGCUGCUCUUCACGUGGGGCGUAGUUAUUACCACAACGAUACCCAAAUAUCAGCACAAAUGCUGCUAACCUCCA